Didymodactylos carnosus is the source of this 1383-nucleotide messenger RNA. The record is from the annotation of a GenBank genome assembly. NCBI's taxonomy places the organism in Eukaryota, Metazoa, Rotifera, Eurotatoria, Philodinida, Philodinidae.
AUGUCUUUGUCUUUCUUUUUUUUCCCUAAUUCAGAGGUGAAAGAGUAUUGGUGGAACGUGGCUGUUGUUGUUGCUGUUGAAAAUUUUGAGAUCCAAGAAGAUUAUUUCCACUACCCGUACAUAUUGAGACUAUUUCGUAAAGAUAGAAAAGAUUCUGUAUUACUUUUCUUUGAUAUUUUAUUAGAUAUCUAUAUUGUUGCAAAUAAUAAUGAUGAACAAAUGGUAUUAAAAUUACAUCGUUUAGGUCGUACAUGUUUUCGACAAUUGAAAAAUAAACGUGAUUAUUUAAAACAUCGAAAAGGCUUUAGUUGGUUAUAUCUUGCACGAUUAGCUGCAACAAAAGAAUUUGCGUUUAUGAAGACAUUAUUUGAUCAUGGAUUUCCUGUACCGAAACCAGUUGAUUGUAAUCGACAUUGUAUUAUCAUGGAACUUGUGGAUGGUUAUCCAUUAUGUCAUAUUAGUGAUAUUGAUAAACCGGGACGUAUCUAUGAUGAAUUGAUGUCAUUGAUAAUUCGUUUAGCCUCUUAUGGUCUUAUUCAUUCUGAUUUUAAUGAAUUUAAUAUAAUGAUUAGUGAUAGUGGUAAAAUAACAAUGAUCGAUUUUCCACAAAUGGUCUCCAUUGAACAUAUAAAUGCUGAAUAUUAUUUUGACAGAGAUGUUCAAUGUAUAAGAGAUUUUUUUCGAAAAAGAUUUAAUUUUGAUACAGAUAUGUAUCCUAAAUUCAGUGAUAUCAAACGUUUAUACUGUCUGGAUAAUGAUGUGAGAGCAUCUGGAUUUACAAAAGAACUUGAGAAACAAUUUGAAGAGGUAUCAGAUACAAUUGGCUUACGUAAUAAUGUUGAAAACGGCAUUAAUGAUCAGUAUGAAGAGGAGAGUGACGAAGAAGAGACACAAAAUAGUAAACAGGAAGAAGAUAACGAAGCGAAUAGUCUUAUUGAAACAAUUACAAAAAUAAUCCAAACUAACGAUAAUUUACCAUCAGACAGUGAACAAUUCGAUACUCUAAAUCUUCAAACUACUGACGACAGUACGAAGAAUACGAUAAUAGUCGAAGAUCAUUCAGAAAAACUGAAAGAAGAGAAUAUCGAUGAUGAAAUAUGUUUACGAGAAACUAAUCGUACUAGUCGGCCAUUUCGAGAUAAUAAUAAUAAUGUUAAUAAAGAACGAGAAGAAGAAGAGCAACACAGUGAUAAAACUAGAAGGGUCAAUUCAAAAUUAUCAACACUUUCAAUAGACACUGAUUAUGUCAGAUCAAAAGUGAAACAAACAUUACAAAAGAAACUAAAACAACAGCAUCGAAGAUUAUGUUCAAAGGGUGAAACAGCAUUAGUGACGGCAAAUAAAAGAGAUUUGAAAGAAACAAUUCAGUUACAUUUGGAAUAA